AUGUCAGAUAUUCGACCGUUGUCUCAACAUCUGAGAAAUGUUGCAAAUUUUAAUCAACAAUUAUUUAAUGAUACUAGAAAUAUACCACCACAACAACAAUUUGAAGAAAGAGGUAGAACAAUAAGUAAAGAUUCUUUGUUAAAACCAGAUAAUUUCAAUAAUACAAGAGAUACUUCAAGAUCAACUUCAGCUUCUUCUAUAAAUCUCAUACCUUCAAAAGAUCAACAACAACAACAACAACAAAACCGUAAAAAAAGCUCAAGAGCUCAUCAUGAAUUAUUACAGCAAGCUAUAUUAAAUCAAAACCAGCAAUUUAAGUCAUCAUUGACUAGAUCUAUAUCAGCUCAUGGAAUUCCACAUAUUGAUCAAACUCAUCAACAAAUUAAAAGACAAUUGAAUAAUAACACCACCACCAAUAGUGAUCAACAACUAAAACAAAGACCAGGUUUCAGAAGAUGGAACUCUUAUCAAAUUCCUGACACAGCAAAAGAAGAUUCAACAAAUUUUAUAGGUAAAGAUUCAGUAAGUCCAUUAACAGUAUUAAAAGAUGAAUAUAAUACCAAGAGACCAAUAGUCAAUAAUGCAAUGAAUAUGUCAACUGAUAACUCAUUUAAAGAACUAGAAAAAAUACGACGUGAAAGUAAAAACAAAGACAAUGAACAUUUUCAACCAAACUUAUAUGAAAAAAUGAUCCAUAUGGCUCAAUCAGGUGUUAAUUCAUUAAAAUCAUUGACUGAAAAAUCAUCAACUUUAAUACAAAGUGAACUGGAUGAUGAAGAAGAUUCAAAUUUUGUGGAAUCACUAGAUGAAAUUAAUGUUGAUUCACAACAAAAAGAAACUCAAUAUCCUAUUGAAAAUUUAGAAACAGACUACAAGUUCCCAAAUGAUAUAAAUGAAAUAAUAAAAGAUAUAACUAAUUUUCAAAAUUUUGAUUCAAAAGAUCAACACCACCCCAAAUUAAAUAGAACUCAACAAAAAUUAAUGGAUUAUAAAAAAUUAUACGAAUAUGAAUCUAAAAAUUCAAAUUCAAAAGAUUUAAAUUCAAUUUCUUAUGAUAACAAGAUACAAAAUGAAACUAUAUUAUCUCAAUAUACUACAAUAAGAUUAAGAUUUUCAUCAAAAGAAAUAAAAAAAAAAAAAAUAUGUAAUGAUGUUGGAGUUUUAGGUUUUAUAAAAAGAUUUAAUGAUAAUGUCUUACCUACAAAUAAUAAUCAAAUUACCAAAAAAGAAUUUAAUGGUGACACUGAUGAAUUAUUAAAGAAGAUAUGGGAAUCGGAUAAAAUAUAA
This is a messenger RNA of Lodderomyces jiufengensis, 1287 nucleotides long. RefSeq lists its product as uncharacterized. The transcript has a single exon. Lineage: Eukaryota; Fungi; Ascomycota; Pichiomycetes; Serinales; Debaryomycetaceae. The record is from RefSeq and is a predicted model, not a curated record. Bases 1 to 1287 code for a protein of 428 amino acids.